Molecule: messenger RNA, 3262 nt
Organism: Pleuronectes platessa (European plaice)
Lineage: Eukaryota; Metazoa; Chordata; Actinopteri; Pleuronectiformes; Pleuronectidae
Gene: cpne1
Product: copine I
Exons: 16
Coding region: 279-1889 (536 amino acids)
Biological process (GO): cellular response to calcium ion; positive regulation of tumor necrosis factor-mediated signaling pathway; regulation of canonical NF-kappaB signal transduction
Cellular component (GO): plasma membrane
Molecular function (GO): calcium-dependent phospholipid binding
Source: RefSeq, a predicted model, not a curated record
UGACCAAUCAGCGUGUGAGUGCCGCUCCCUGUUCGCUGAAGCUGCUGUAGAGCGACAGACGUCCGUUUUGUUCGUCGGUUCCAGAGAAACGAGACGUUUCCGCUGCUGUUGUUCUGUGUCUGUAGUUGAGCGGAGAAUCCGGGAGUCGGUUCCCUCCUCCGCUGUGUUUACUGAGUGAAGAGGGGUCGGUGACUGUCCCGGUCGGUGACUGUGCUUGUUCCCCGCCCUGCUGCGCGCUCCUGCGGGUUGAAGAGAUAAAACACCGCGAAUCAGAAGAGAUGGCGAAGGACUGUAUCUCGAAGGUGGAGCUGAGCAUCUCCUGCUCGAACCUGCUGGAUAAAGAUGUCGGGUCGAAGUCUGACCCUCUGUGUGUGCUGCUGCAGAGCACAGGAGGAGACAAAUGGACUGAGCUGGGUCGAACUGAGAGGUUGAACAACACCUCCAGUCCGUCCUUCAGUCAGCGUCUCAGGCUGGACUAUGCCUUUGAGACGGUUCAGAAUCUGAAGUUGGGCGUGUACGACAUCGACAACUCCUCCUCUGACCUCAGCGACGAUGACUACCUGGGUGGUGUCGAGCUGACACUGGGACAGAUUGUUUCCAGUAAAAGUGUGAGUAGACCUCUGCAGCUGAAGAAAGGCAAACCGGCAGGGAAAGGAACCAUCACGGUCACAGCGGAGGAGAUUAAAGACAACAGAGCCAUUACGUUGGAGUUUGAGGCUAGAAACCUGGACAAGAAGGACACGUUUGGGAAGUCUGAUCCAUUCCUGGAGUUUUUCAAAAAAGGAGACGAUGGAAAGUGGCAGUUGGUCCACAGAACAGAGGUGGUGAAGAACAAUCUAAAUCCCAGCUGGAAGAAGUUCUGCAUUCCUCUGCAAACGUUCUGCUGCAGCGACCUCGAGAGGCCGCUAAAGGUGGAUUGCUCCGAUCACGACAGCGAUGGAACUCACGAUCUGAUCGGUUCUUUCACCACCAAAGUCUCGGAGCUGCAGAAAGCAGGGCAGGGUUCACCGGUGGAAUUUGACUGCAUCCACCCGGACAAACAGAAGAAGAAGAAGAGCUAUAAGAACUCUGGAGUCGUCUCUCUGAAGAACUGCAAGCUGGUAACCCAGUACACCUUCCUGGACUACGUGAUGGGCGGCUGCCAGAUCAAUUUCACCGUGGGAGUCGACUUCACCGGCUCUAAUGGGGAUCCUCGCUCGCCCAACUCUCUCCACUACCUGAGCCCAGACGGGCUGAACCAGUACCUGUCGGCCCUGUGGUCUGUGGGUCUGGUAGUCCAGGACUACGACACUGAUAAACUCUUCCCAGCAUUUGGUUUCGGAGCCAAACUUCCUCCAGACUUCACGGCGGCCCACCACGAGUUUGCGCUCAACUUCAACCCCACUAACCCGUACUGCCAAGGUGUCGAGGGGAUCAUUGACGCCUACAGGAAAGUUUUACCUCAGCUCAAACUGUCUGGUCCCACAAACUUUUCUCCCCUCAUCAACCACGUCGCCUCCAUCGCCACCAGCGGCGCACAGGCCAACAAUGCCUCUCAAUACUUUGUCCUCCUCAUCCUCACUGACGGGGAGAUCACCGACCUCGACCAGACCCGGGACGCCAUCGUACGGGCGUCACGUCUGCCGCUGUCAAUCAUCAUUGUGGGGGUGGGGCCAGCGGACUUCAAGGCCAUGGAGCUCCUGGAUGGAGACGACGGUGUUCUGAAGUCAACGGUGGGGGAGGCAGUCGCCAGGGACAUCGUUCAGUUUGUCCCGUACAGACAGUUCAAAGACGCUCCCAAGGAGGCUCUGGCUAAGUCCGUCCUUGCUGAGGUCCCCAACCAGCUCGUGUCUUAUUUCAAGAUGAGGGGCCUUGAUCCACCCAAACCUAAAGCUGCAGACAAAGCUUAAAACCCCAACACGCCCCCCCCAACCUUCACCUGCCUGUAAUCCCCACAUCGCCCAAGAAGCAGAUUUCAUUCCCGGCUCGGACCGAUACCAACCCUCUGCUCUGCCCCCCCCAACUCAUAAAGUCCAGCACUCUUAAGUCUUUGGAGUCUUAGCCAAUCACCAGGCAGGAUACAGCUGUCAGCCAAUCAGGGUGCCCGGGGGAAAAAAACACUCCAGUUUCCUGUCUUAUUUUGUAUCAGCUUGAUAAUCAUUAGAUUCUCUUAGAUAAUAGUAGAGAUUAUAGAUUUAUUCCUUCUGCUGCUUCCACGCCAACUAUGCAGAUCACGUGUGCACUUACGUGUCAAAGAUAUCAUGGAGCCGCACACACACACACAUGCACACAGUUUCACCGUGUCACCAGAUUUAAUUAUUGUUGCCAUAUUAACAGUAGAAAGACACUGAUCUGCUUAGAGCUGAACAAGUCAAAACCAUAAAGGAGAACUUGACUUCAUACAAUAAUUGUUUUAAUAACCACUCGUUGCAUUGGUGACACUCUGCACUAACAGUGUGUGCGGCUCUGAUUAGCCUUAUUAAUUAGGUAUCAAUACUUUGCACUUUGGGUGUUGAACUGAAUUCUUGAAACUAUCUUUAUGAAUGAUAUUCACUUUAACAUAGCUUUACCAGCGUAGCCUUAUUAUAGACUUUACUAAAGACUCAUAGACUAAGAUGUCUAUUUGCCGCUCAGCUGCUUCAGCCUGAACAUAUCUUUACUUCUGUAUCUAUUCUACUAUCGACCAGUAACCUGUGUUUCCUAAAGCAGGAGUCUCCCUCGUUUGACCAGGAAAGAAAACUCAUGUUUUGUAUGUUACAAAUUCAUUUAGAAAAUAGCAAAAUUCUAACAAUCUAACAAAAAGGCUUUGAAUUAAUGUUGUAGACCGUGCGUGUUCAUUUUGACAAUCGAAAUGGAAAUUUGAACAGCAAAAAAGAAAUCAGAGGACGCACAAGAAGGGAUUUGGAUAAUCCAAGAGGACCACUUUGUUGACCACAUGUUGUUUUGAUGCCAAAUAGCAGCAGAUUUCAAAGGUGAAAGUUUCUCUGCCCAUGAUGAACUUUGUUAUUUGUUUAUAGGUGCCAAAACCUUGUUUUACCUUCUGUUUUCAUGUGUUUUUUAUUUGUCAAAACAAAGUUUCACAUCUGGCCCAAAAAUUUGUACUUUUAAUUUUACCAAUGUUUCCAGAGUUUCCGCGCAAUAUUACAGAGCUAACGACCUCCCUUGCUUACAACUAUCUGCUAUUAACCAACCAGUAUAAUAAACCAGCAUGAGCAGUGAUAUAAUGUCUGUAUGGCCGCUGACUGUGGGAAUGCAACAAUAAAACAACUUUGGUAUAGAAAAA